UCGGGCUCCGCGGGAGGGCGAGCGGGCGGUUCUAGCAGGUGGGGCGGAGCCGAGCCGAGCCGGUGGCUGAGGGAAGCUGUUUGAAUGGCCUCAGAAGAGCAAAGUGAGCGUACAGAGCAUCCAUCUGAGCCUCCUGCAGCUCCUGUUCAGAGUAACAGAACAUUUCAAUGGGGAGCCAUACUUGCUGCAGUGAAAGAUCAGCUCCCAUCUCUGGACUCUGACACCUCCACAUCUGACUGUGAGAGUGAUGGAGAGCUUUUCAUCUUCCAGCGGGAACAGCCAAAUUUAAUUCCUGACCUGUCAGAAGAACUGAUGCAGUUUUCCCUGGAAGACUCAAGCGUGCAGGAAACCCAGGAAACAGAAAGACACCCGUGGGAAGUCUGGAAUGGAGAUCUGAAAAGUUUUGGCUUUCAGAAAAAAACAGAUGGUGCCCAAAUCAUCGCAAAAGAAGAUGUACAAAUGAUUAAAGAUGAGACUUCCAAUCUGGCCAGCCACACUGAAGAAAUUCCAAGCCAAAAGGGAGCUGUUCUUGAAGAGUCUCUUGCAGAUUCCACAGAUCACCUUGAAGAAAAAGAACUGGGCAGGAGACAGGCCAGGGAAAGAAGGAACUCUUGGCUUAAUAUAGCAUUGUCUGUGGAAGAGCUGGACAGUAAAAAAGAGAGAAGAAAGCUGAUAGAGACAAAGAUACUCUCCAAAAUAAUUCUGGAGCCGUCACCAGGCCACCCAGAGCUAGAUAUCAAGCCUCCCUCACAUGGCGUUAGCAACAGCCUAGAAAGAAUUGCUAAGGAAGAAGCCUCCUCCAAUGAUCAUCUUCAAGAACUGACCCAUUUGUCAUUGCAGGAAGCCUCUUAUUUGCCAGAUAUUGACACAUUGCCUAGACCACACAGUAUGAAAAAUGAAAUGCUGCUUAUGACCAUUUGGCUGUCAAGUUGUGGCCAAGUAGCUACAGAUCAGUGCAGUGGGCAGCUGCCUAACAUGGUGCUGGGAGCAGCCGACAUCUACCAGACCCUUGUGAUGUGGCUUCUCUCUCUGGUGCCUCCUGUGAAAAUGAAAGAUGGACCUAAAGCUCCGUUUCAGGUGGUAGGGCUGCAGCAGGUCUGGCGAGAAGAUGGCUUGGCCCUAUAUGCUUGUCUAAUGCCAGCAGAUGAGUGUUCAGCCCACAACAGCACUAAGAUCCAGAAGAUAAAAACUAAAGAAGAUCUACAAGGAAGAUCCAUUUUUUACCAGAAGAUUUCUGCAUUUCUAGCCUGUACACAGCUUCCAGAUGUUAUCUGGUGGAGGGCAGAACUGGCCAAUCACUUCCAAAACCAACUGUGUCCACUUCUUCCUGAAAUUCCCUCUGUCCUGCUCAGUUACAUCACUGCUGUUAAUCCUGAUCCUCAGGCAGUGGAGAAGGUGUUUGCAGUGCCAAAUGGAUUUUACUGGCAGACAGUUGAAACUGAUGAAAAAUACUUCCCUAAUAGCAGCGACAUCGAGGCUUGCAGAGAUAUAGACACUGAGGUUGCCAUGGUAUUGCUGUUUGAAACUCUCUACCGAAGUCCCCUAGCUACCCAUCACAUGUUGCAGCUGGUACUCAGUUCUGGUCUGGAUAUCUGUGGACUCCGCCUGCUCUAUCCUCAGCAGGAUGUGCUGCUCUUUAGCUCAGAAAAGCUGCCUUCUUCCUAUACUUCAAAGACCGGCAAGGUGCCACCAGUGCUGGCAUUAGGUGUGAGAGGUCCUAAAGCACGUAGCACCUUGCAGAAUAUCAUUGGGCCAUCUGACCCGCAGCUGGCAAGCAUGACGGACUGCAGUUCCAUCAAUGCCAUCUACUGCAGGAGCCAAGCGGAGCCUCUCGUCUACCUGCCCCACCUGGACAACCGUGUGCACAGGGAGCUGUGUCUCUGGUUUGGAGGGAGGGAUGCUGAUGCAGCGCUGCAUGCUGGUGUUCUGGAUCUGGCUUCCCAAUGCAACACAGCAAGCUCUCAGAGUCCUUCAUCAACUAGGGCAGAAGCAGAUGAAGAAAAGGUUGAUCUCCAGGGCAUCGUGCUGUCUCGACCUCCAGCGAUGCUUGUCUCAACUACCAAAGGACUGAUGAAUGGACUGGCAAAGCAAGGCCUCCUUGGCAACGGGCAGAACAACCUGCCUGCCACUGCUGGGCUGGACGACUCUAUGUGUUUUCAUGUAGUUCCUUACACCGAGACCUUGCUGCAGACACUGGGAGGAAACCUCAGUGCAGUGCCAGACCCCCGUAACGUUACUCUGGAUCUUUUCUGCAAUCGAAUAUACGCUUCUGAUCCUGAAAUGGAGCAAGUUGUCAUGCUGACGGUGGUUGGAAUGGGCGCUAUGAAGAGUGCCGGAGAGCUCCUUCACCAGAUCCUUCUUCCUGGGCGCAAUAAUCAAUCUCAGAGUGCAGAAGACCUUGAUUUGGGAUUUGAGCUCCUAAGUCUCAAGUGGUUGCCCCGUCUCACUCGAUGUCAGGCCAGAGAAAUAACCCCUUUUGAGGUUGGAGAUACUUCCUGGCAAAGAAGCCUUGAUAUACUAAUGUCAAACCCAGUCCUUGUGUGUGCAUUACGGCGGAUUGAUGCCUUCAAAGUUCUUGCAGAUGCAUUGAAAAGAUUAACACAAUGCAGGGGGAAGCUAAGCAAAAGUGGCAGUCUUCUAGAGACAGUGAUGGCCUUGACCCCAGAAGUGACAUUCAGACAAGCCAUCCUCUUCUUCACAGAGAUGGAUUUUGUAACUGAUGCAGAACACCGCCUUGCUAUGAAAUACCUGCCACCACCUGGCAAGAGGUCCAGGGCUGAAGUGGGAGGGAGCCAGAGAUGUCAUGCAGAAGCGCUGUUUACCUACUUGCAAACAGGAGCCCAGAUUCUUUGCACAGUGCUGCUGAUCAAACCUGGUGCCUGGAGCCAUAGUCUUGCAAGGAUCCUCCGAAAACUAGACCUAGAAAAAUUCAGUGUGGUUGGGAUGAAACACAUAAACCUGGAACCAGACAUUGCCUUAAGACUCCUUUCUUCUGAAGUGAAACAGGAUUCUGCUGUUUUAGAAGCUCAUUGUACCUACCUUACCUCAGGCACUGCUCUUGUGCUCUGUCUUCAGAGGCCAAAUGCUGUGAAGAAGCUGAUAGAUUUACUGGGGCCAGAGGAUCCUAAGCUAGCCCAGGCACUAGAUCCGUUCCUCUGGAGGGCUCAGUAUGGCAUCAGCACAGUCCAAAAUGGAUUUUACGGCUCCAAAUCCUAUCAAAUAGCUGUCCGGGAUAUGAAGCUGUUUUUCCCAGAAGGACUGUGCUGCGCCGAGUGUCAGACAUUAGAGGAGGAAGAGAUCUAUAACCUGAAACGUGACCCCAUAGUCAGUUUGGAAAUCAACAAGCAGCGCAGGAUCAUAAAAUGUGAAACAGGAGGGCAACUCAAUUUAUUGGGCUCUGAACAACCAUGCAGUCUUGAUCGGCCAUUGCUUGAUAACCUUUGCCAAACCACUUGCCUCGUAUUGCCUGGGAUAAUCCUUCGGGGUUCAGAGCACCCACCUUAUGUCGAACUGCUUGAUCAGCUUAUUGGCAAAGAUUUCACAGUGACUGGAGUACGCCUCACUGUCCUGGAUGCACCACAAGCUCACUGCAUCUCUGAGACACUAAGCAGGGCAAAGAGCAGUGUUGUAGCAAAGUCCCUCUUAAUGGAUGGUUUGUGUCUGGUGCUAGCAGCACAGCGAGACAAUGCGGUCAUUUGCUUCGACUCCCUGCUGGACAGUGUCUGUUGGCAGAAGCAGUCAGUCCUGGACACUGUGCAGCAUCUCCUUUACCCCCAAAAUGAGAAUCAGGCUGAAGAGCUGCUCUGUUGCCUUUUUGACUCCCUGACAUCUGAGAGCAUCCACCGAAUUGAAUCCCAGGAUUGCUAGCCAAGAUGGUCAAGGCCCCCAAGCAGCCCGUGGACAGAUGCCACUGCGGGGGCUUGGAGACUCCAUCUUCCGCAGGCCUCAAAGACAUUAUUGAGAGACUCCAUUUUUUGCUGCUGCUGUGUUCUUUGAACCAAAG
Haliaeetus leucocephalus (bald eagle) is the source of this 4003-nucleotide messenger RNA. It is a transcript of the gene DNAAF8, whose product is annotated as chromosome unknown open reading frame, human C16orf71. Gene Ontology annotation, cellular component: dynein axonemal particle. The record is from RefSeq and is a predicted model, not a curated record. NCBI's taxonomy places the organism in Eukaryota, Metazoa, Chordata, Aves, Accipitriformes, Accipitridae. The transcript has 25 exons. Gene Ontology annotation, molecular function: dynein complex binding. The coding region runs from base 85 to 3867 and encodes 1260 amino acids.